CGGCGUGUGCCGUCGGGAGGCCGGAGCUUCGGAGCGAGCGGUGCCGCGGCGCGGCUGAGGGCCCGGCGGAGCGGGCCGAGAUCGGUGGGCCCCGGAGCGGCGAGGCUCGCGGCCUGAAGGGAGACCCAACAGAAGGAACAUGACAAUUAGAAGCUGUGGACUUGUUUCAGAUUCAUGCUUUUUCAUUUCCUAAUUUUGUGAGUUGGGAACAUUCCUGCAAGAUGUCAGCAUUGAGGACUUGGCUAGUGCAAGCUGUGCUUAUUUUCCUCACCACUGAAUCUAUAGGUGAAAUUUUGGAACCCUGUGGUUUUAUCUACCCCGAAUUUCCAGUUAUACAGCGUGGCUCUAACUUCACUGCCAUUUGUGUGCUAAAGGAAAAAUGCCUUCGGCAGUACGAUGUAAAUGCUAGUUAUAUCGUGUGGAAGACAAAUCAUGUUGCUGUCCCCAAGGAGCAGGUCACUGUCAUCAACAGAACCACGUCCAGUGUCACCUUCACAGACAUCAUCCUCCAGGCUGUCCAGCUCACCUGCAAUAUCCUGUCAUUUGGGCAGAUUGAGCAGAACGUGUAUGGAGUCACCAUACUUUCAGGCUUUCCUCCAGACAUACCGACCAAUUUGAGUUGCAUUGUGCCCGAGGGGAAGAAUAUGCAGUGCCGGUGGGACCCGGGAAGAGAGACAUACCUGGAAACCACCUACACUUUGAAGUCCCAGUGGGCAACAGAGAAGUUUCCUGAUUGUCAAACAAAGUAUAACACCUCCUGCAUGGUGAGCUAUACUCCUGUCUAUUUUGUCAACAUUGAAGUCUCGGUGGAAGCAGAAAAUGCCCUUGGGAAAGUCUCCUCAGAGCUCAUCAAUUUCGACCCCGUGGAUAAAGUGAAACCCAACCCACCACAUAAUUUAUCAGUGAGCAACUCAGAGGAAUUAUCCAGUAUAUUAAAGUUAACAUGGAUCAAUUCAGGUUUUGGUGGUAUUUUAAGGCUGAAGUCUGACAUUCAGUAUAGGACCAAGGAUGCCUCAACUUGGAUCCAGGUCCCUCUUGAAGACACAGUGUCUCCGCGAACGUCAUUCACUAUCCAGGACCUCAAACCUUUUACAGAAUAUGUGUUUAGGAUCCGCUCCAUAAAGGAAGAUGGUAGAGGCUACUGGAGUGACUGGAGCGAAGAAGCACAUGGGAUCACUUAUGAAGACCGACCAUCUAAACCACCAAGUUUCUGGUAUAAGAUAAAUUCAUCCCAUACUCAGGAAUCUCGAUCUGCACGGCUCAUAUGGAAGGCAUUACCUCCUUCUGAAGCCAACGGAAAAAUCUUGGAUUAUGAAGUGAUUCUUACACAGUGGAAAUCACUUUCCCAGAAUUACUCAGUCAGGGGUACAGAAUUGAUAGUAAAUCUCACCAAUAGUCGCUACAUAGCAUCUCUGACAGCAAGGACUAAGGUCGGCAAGUCAGAUGCAACUGUGCUCACCAUCCCCAGCUCCUACUUCAAAGCUUCUUACCCUGUUGUGGAUCUUAAAGCAUUCCCAAAAGAUAAUAAGCUCUGGGUAGAAUGGACUCCUCCACCUAAAUCUGUGAGCAAAUACAUAGUUGAGUGGUGUGUGUUGUCGGAUGAAGCCCCCUGCACCCCAGACUGGCAGCAAGAAGAUAACACUGUGAACAAAACCUACUUAAGAGGCAGCCUGCUGGAGAGUAAGUGCUAUCUGAUCACAGUUACCCCCGUCUUCACCAACGGGCCAGGAAUACCAGGGUCCAUAAAGGCAUACCUCAAACAAGCCGCACCUUCUAAAGGACCUACUGUUCGGACAAAGAAAGUGGGGAAAAACGAAGCUGUCUUAGAAUGGGACCAACUUCCUGUUGAUGCUCAGAAUGGAUUUAUUCGAAACUACUCUAUUUCUUAUAAAACCAUUGCAGGAAAUGAAAUUGUCGUGAAUGUGGAUUCUUCCCACACAGAAUAUACCCUGUCCUCUCUGAGCAGUGAUACGCUGUACAUGGUACGAAUGGCAGCCUACACAGAUGAAGGCGGCAAAGACGGUCCGGAAUUCACUUUCACAACAUCAAAGUUUGCUCAGGGAGAGAUAGAAGCCAUCGUCGUGCCUGUGUGCCUGGCGUUUCUCUUGACAACGCUGCUCGGGGUCCUGUUCUGCUUUAACAAACGAGACCUAAUUAAAAAACACAUCUGGCCUAAUGUUCCAGAUCCUUCAAAGAGUCAUAUUGCCCAGUGGUCACCUCACACGCCCCCAAGGCACAAUUUUAACUCCAAAGAUCAAAUGUACUCAGAUGGCAAUUUCACUGAUGUAAGCGUUGUAGAAAUCGAAGCGAACAACAAAAAGCCUUGUCCAGAUGAUCUGAAAUCACUGGACCUGUUCAAGAAGGAAAAACUGAGUACGGAAGGCCACAGCAGCGGCAUUGGGGGCUCUUCGUGCAUGUCGUCUUCCAGGCCCAGCAUCUCCAGCAGCGAGGAGAAUGAGUGCGCGCAGAGCACCGCCAGCACGGUGCAGUACUCCACCGUGGUGCACAGCGGCUACCGGCACCAGGUCCCCUCAGUGCAGGUCUUCUCCAGGUCUGAGUCCACCCAGCCCCUGCUGGACUCGGAGGAGCGGCCGGAAGACCUGCAGCUGCUGGACAGUGUGGACAGCAGCGAGGAGAUCUUGCCCAGGCAGCAGUAUUUCAAACAGAACUGCAGUCAGCCUGAAGCCAGCCCAGAUAGUUCACAUUUUGAAAGGUCAAACCAGGCUUUGUCAGGCAGCGAGGAGGGUCUGAUCAGACUGAAACAGCAGCAGGGUUCAGAUCCCAUCUUGCAGCCCUGUGGGUCUGAGCAACGGAGCCUGUUUCAGGAAAGUUCGGCCGCACAUGCUCUUGGCAUGGGGACCGAUGGACAAGUAGAGAGAUUUGAAUCUGCUGGAAUGGAGACAGCAAAUGAUGAAGAAAUCCCCAAAAGCUACUUGCCACAGACUGUAAGACAAGGCGGCUACGUGCCACAGUGAGAGACUGACCCUGUAACUUCAGCAGCACCUGUGAAGAAGAGCUGAAAUCCUUGUGUGGGACUUCAGAUGAAAACGCAUCUUCACUCCUGGAGAUGACCGUUGCCCUGAAGGACAAAGCCACAACUACGCCACCUCCCUCCCAGAGUACCUGGGCUCCUCCUGCAAGCACUACAUGAACUGACUUGGUUCUCUGGAUGGCUGAGGGACUGUGUGCCGGAUGUGCGCGCUGCAGAAAACAAAGUGUCUGAGAGUUACACAGCUUUUUGUUUUGCUACCUAGAAAACAGGAAAUGUCCGCGGGUGGCAGCAUAGUACAGCUGUGCUGGAGUUAAUGAGACUAGUCAUCCAGGUGCCAGGAGCAGACGUCUACACCUUCCUCGGCCAACAGCAUCAUUUAAAAGUGCCAUGGGCCACACUGUCCAGAUUUUGUCAUCUGGCAAAAGACAUAGUCGGGGCAGGCUCGUUUCUGAUUCUGCCAAUUACAGAAUAUUGUCUUGCUCCCUGCUGUUGGUGUCUGCUGCCAGCUGUUACUGAAGAAAGGGACGAAUUUAAAAGAUGAGCAAUGUAGAAUACCCAUUUUCUUAAUAUUACCCAAAACCUUACAAAAACCUGCUUAUUAUUGAUUACCUCUUUCAAAGUGAAGUACACCGACCCUGUAGAGGGCACUGAUAGAGCUAGCAAUGAACGCCAUAACCUAUCUUGAACAUUUAAAAACUCAAUGUUUUUUUUACCCCCUCUGACAGAGUUUCCCUAUGUAAUGGAGCCUGGCCGUUUUGCAACUCCCUCUGUAGGCCAGGCUAGCCUUGAACUCAGCGAUCAGAUUCACCUGCCUCUGCCUCCCAAGUGCUGAGAUUAAAGAUAUGAGCCACCACCGCCCAGCUUAAAAAAUUGCUAUUGUUAAAGGCUUAAGGUGUUGAUACUUCUCUGAGUGUAGAUAAACACACCAAGGAUGAUGAUUCCAGAGAUGGGCUGAGGAAGCACUAUAUACAGAAAGUUCAGCUUUAAACUGUUUUAAUUAUUCCACCUUAUCUUUAUUUUCAAAAAUAGCAGGAGGUGCUUGCUGGAGGGCGCCAUUCCCCACAGCCACAAGCAUCAUCCCAGAACGUGCCCUGAUCUCAGCAACCACUGAGGUGGUGGAGGUGGCAGAGGUCCUCAUACAGAGCUGAUGAAGCCAGAAGGCUUUUGUUAGUUUGCUGGGUGGGGAUUUGAACUCAUGGCCUUGAACAUGGUAGUCACACUCUCUAGCUCUGAGCUACCUGAUCACACAUCUCAUUAUGUUAUUUAGGCUCAAGUGAUCCUCCUGUCCCAGCUUCCAGAGUAUUUGGGACUUUGGGUAUGUGCUGCCACACCCAACAAAAUAUGGUAUUUUUAAUAUCUGCCUUUUCUGAUGUAGACUUUUACACAGGAUUUAGGAAUAUCUUAAACCUAUUCCGUCUAGUUGCUUUGUUAAGGAACAGUCCAAGCCUCCAGGGUUUAGCACUAAAGCCAUUCCGUCUAGUUGCUUUGUUAAGGAACAGUUCAAGCCUCCAGGGUUUAGCACUAAAGCCAUUAAUGUAUUUGUGCCUAACUUCCCAGUGUGACAUGGAGGAGGCUAAGAGUAGAUGCUCAGUGUACAAGAAGUGACCGGGCUCCAUUGGUGGCUGAUCACCAACAGCCGUGCCCACAGGAAGAGUGUUAAGAGUUUCAGACCGUGGACACACUUAAAUUGUUUAUAAAGGUUACAAAACAAACAGCUAAGAACUGAUACUCAUUCAGUUGGAUGCAGUUUUACCUGUUACUCUCAGAAUGUUGUUUAUAUUAGAUUUGCUGAUAGGUUAUCAUUUAUUUUUUUAUAAUAGCUAAUACUUUUCUGAGUUUUUUCACAUGUGUAAUCCUUGUGAGACAGUAAAUGCUUUGUUCUCAUAUUUAGUUGCCCUCUUGGCAAAACCAAGCUGAAGUUGGUAAAUUGAAAAUAGGGGAUGAGUCAGGCACAGAAAGGUCAGACAAGGGUCAAAGAGCCCAGAAUUCACACUACAAGGUAAUGGUGUCAUCACCAUUCAAGUUGGACGUCGAAGCCUGGUCCGGGUCAGGGCUGAGUGCUCUGUGCAUAUAUGUGUCAGGAAAGUAACAUGAUAAAUUUCUCAUUUUCUCCCUGUAAGUGGUCUAGUUACGUUGCUGUAUUCGUGUUUAGCUGUACCUUCUUCCUUCAAACAGCGCUGUGAACAUUUAGUGAGAGGUCCACACUGGGAGUGCUGGUUCUCCAGUGAGUUCAUGAAUGAGCAUAAGAGACCUUCGGAGGAGCCUCACGGAAGCAAGUUUGCAUGCUGAUCCCCUUCAGAACGCGCCUCGGUGAUCCCAGCCUCCACCAGCAGAGAGGGUGGGGCCAUUGCUGCAUGAACUCUCACCCCGGGGAUGUGUGAUGGAGUACCUUCCUUUGCUCUAAGAGAAAAGUCAUAAACCUAUCUUCAAGGCAGACUUUGCAGCAUGCUUAAGAGGAAUCUGGAUGCAUGUGCCUUGUAUUUUAGCUAGGCAGAGAAACUAUUCUUUAUAUAAACCAGUCUAAUAAAGCUA
This is a messenger RNA of Psammomys obesus (fat sand rat), 5524 nucleotides long. It is a transcript of the gene Il6st, whose product is annotated as interleukin 6 cytokine family signal transducer. Gene Ontology annotation, molecular function: cytokine receptor activity; cytokine binding. Gene Ontology annotation, cellular component: external side of plasma membrane; signaling receptor complex. NCBI's taxonomy places the organism in Eukaryota, Metazoa, Chordata, Mammalia, Rodentia, Muridae. The coding region runs from base 222 to 2975 and encodes 917 amino acids. The transcript is spliced from 17 exons. Gene Ontology annotation, biological process: cytokine-mediated signaling pathway. The record is from RefSeq and is a predicted model, not a curated record.